This is a messenger RNA of Cicer arietinum (chickpea), 1233 nucleotides long. RefSeq names its product aldose reductase. Lineage: Eukaryota; Viridiplantae; Streptophyta; Magnoliopsida; Fabales; Fabaceae. The record is from RefSeq and is a predicted model, not a curated record. Gene Ontology annotation, molecular function: oxidoreductase activity.
UUCUUUGCUAUUAUAAUUAUCCGAAUAACAAGAUUUUAUUCAUAACAAACAAAUUAACACUAAUUUCAUUAAAUAUCAUGGCACAAAAUGUUAAGCCACAUGAACCAAAGACACAGUCAUUUAAUCUUUUGAGUGGUAAUUCAAUACCAGCUAUUGGAUUAGGCACAUGGAAAUCUGGUUCACAAGCCAUCAAUUCUGUUUUCACAGCCAUUGUUGAGGCUGGUUACAGACACGUUGACACUGCUGCUCAGUAUGGAGUUCAAGAAGAGGUUGGACAUGCACUUCAAUCUGCCAUACAAGCAGGAGUGGAAAGGAAGGAUCUAUUUAUUACCUCCAAGAUAUGGUGCACUGACUUGACCCCUGAAAGGGUAAGACCUGCCCUCAACAAUACCCUUCAAGAACUCCAACUUGACUACCUUGAUCUAUACUUGAUUCACUGGCCAUUUAGGUUGAAAGAUGGGGCCAGCAGGCCACCUAAAGCAGGAGAAGUGAUGGAAUUUGACAUGGAAGGAGUGUGGAGAGAAAUGGAGAAGCUUGUCAAGGAAAAUCUUGUCAAAGACAUUGGAAUAUGUAAUUUCACUCUUACUAAACUUGACAAGCUACUUAAUGUUGCUCAAAUAUUGCCUUCUGUUUGCCAGAUGGAGAUGCAUCCUGGAUGGAGAAAUGAUAAGAUGCUAGAGGCAUGCAAGAACAAUGGCAUCCAUGUUACUGCCUAUUCACCACUUGGAUCAUCAGAUGGUGGGAGAGAUUUGAUCCAUGAUCAAACGGUUGAUAGGAUAGCCAAGAAACUGAACAAGAGUCCAGGGCAGGUGUUAGUGAAGUGGGCCAUUCAGAGAGGGACAAGUGUCAUCCCUAAAUCAACUAAUUCAGAUAGGAUCAAAGAGAAUGUGGUUGUUUUCAACUGGCAAGUUCCAGAACAAGACUUCAAAAACCUUAGCAACAUACAAGAUCAGAGGAGAGUUCUGGAUGGUGAAGAGCUCUUUGUGAACAAAAAUGAUGGACCAUUCAAGAGUGUAGCAGAUAUCUGGGACCAUGAAGAUUAGCCAACACUUGCAUAAAGCUACUUUGUUUAUCUUUUUAAUUUGCAAGUUACUAAGUAGAAUUAGAUUAAUGUACUAGUAGUUUAUAAAAAUGGGUUAAGCUAUAGCUUGUACACAUACAUCAAGGUGCAAGAACUUUGUAACCACAUAUUUCUAAUGCAUAAAUUGUUGUAGCUGCUUCAUCACUGGUUCA